Trichobilharzia szidati is the source of this 1056-nucleotide messenger RNA. The record is from the annotation of a GenBank genome assembly. NCBI's taxonomy places the organism in Eukaryota, Metazoa, Platyhelminthes, Trematoda, Strigeidida, Schistosomatidae.
AAUCCUACUUGAAAGCAUGGAUUAUUUAUGCAAACAGUUUAAAAAUCUACAAUGUUUACUAAUUUCAGAUUAUUUAAAACAUGAGAAGUUUUAUACUACUACCGCUUCACAAGAUUUAAUACUGACUACACCUGAAUUAAUGAUUAGUUUAAGAAGAAUUUGUUAUAAAUUUGGUAUUAUCCAGUCAGCGAAUCAAUUUGCGGAUAAUUUAUCAUCGAAUUAUUCAACUAUCCAGGGAAAUAUUGAUCGUUUAGAAUUAAACUUUUCAAAUUUAAUCUCUCAAGGUUAUGCAUUAUUAAAACAAUUAUAUGAUGAAUGUUCAAUAGCCAAUAUUUCAAAGAUAACAGAUAAUAGUAUUGAACUGGUAUUAUAUAAUAUUUAUACAAAAGUUAGUCAAUAUGAAAAGCAGUUGGAACCAUUUUAUGAGUUAGCGCGUCAACGGAUAGAGUUGACGAAUAAUCGAUUAAAUGUCAGUGAUCAGUUGAUUGGUUAUCGUAAUAAUUUGAAUUGUAUUAAUCCAACAAAGUAUACACAAGUAUAUCAGCCAAAAAGUUUUAGUCAAGAGAAACGACCUCAAAUGCCUAGUCGAUUUAAUAUAGUUAAUUAUAAUGAGAUAAAGUGUAAUUCUGUUAAUCAAUCAAAUGUUGAACAGAAAUGUGAUUAUGUUCAAUGGCCUUCAACAAUUCAGGAACAAGUUGGAAUAUGGCCGUAUUAUCCUGGUAAAUCAGAAACGCAUACAGCUUUUACAAAACCACAGCAUAGUGUAUCAGAAGUUCUUACAAAUCAUGGUCAACUGCGUUCAUGUACACCAGGUUAUCGAAUAAAUCCCCACUCAGAAAUUAAACUACACGGAUUUGUUAACACAAUGAAUAAAGAGAAUCAAUCAGUGGGGACAAUUGACCAAUCAGAAUAUAGACAAGCGUACAACUUGCCAGAUGGUAAAAAGAUACAUACAAGUCCAUGGAAUCGAUCAAGAGAAUUCAAUCCAAUGUAAUAUAUACACAUAUAUAUUGUUGUGAUUGUUAUUAUUAUGCUUAAAUUACUACUAAGAACUUU